AUGGAUGUACACUGCCCAGCUGAAGACUCGGACUCAACAUGGGCUGUAGUAGGAAGAGAAAGAAGAAGACAUCUACAUAGAAGGAAAGGAAAGAACAAAAGAAGAGAAGGAGGAAAUUACUCCAAAGUGGAGAGCUACCGAGAGAGGUGUCGACCUGCAAGAGGGAUGCAGCCAGGUGACUGCAGAUUUGGUCUCUCACAGUUGAAGAUACCAGUGAUAAAACUUAGAGAUCUCUACAUGCUUUUGCAGAGAGAAGAUUUAGCUGGACCCAGUGGCUAUCAAGUUUCUGGACUGCAGGACUAUGAGGUUGUCUUUCCAGAGCGGGUGGUGAGCAGAGUGCGGAGGAACGUGGAUCACAGCACAGACGAGAAUGUAUCCUACAUCAUCCAAACUUCAAAUAGUACUCUAACCCUCAAUCUGCAGAAGAACAGAGAUUUUGUGAGUAAAGACUUUAAGCACUUUAUCUACAGUGAAGAUGGUGGAAUGAAGGCCCUGAAUCAUACUGCACAGAAAUUCUCCUGUUAUUAUCAUGGACAGGUGGAAGGAAUGGAGGACUCUGUUAUCGCACUCAGCGACUGUCACGGUCUCAGAGGAGUCAUGUACUUGAGUGACGUGCAUUAUGGGAUUGAACCUAUGGAACAUCCCUUUCCUGGAGCCCAUCGGCUGUACCGGUUAGAGGAGCCUGAUGGGGCAUCUAUGUGUGGUGUGACCCCUGACACCUUAAAUACUUUACCGUCAUCAUAUUUUCAUCUCCGUAGGAAGAAGAGAGAUGUCCUUGCCACAACCAGUUUCGUAGAGCUCGGAGUGGUGGUGGAUAAUCUUAGGUACCAAAUUGAUAAAUCUGACAAGGCAGUGGAAGUGAAGACCAUACAACUGGCGAAUAUUGUUGACGGGAUGUUUCGCCCACUUAACAUCCGAAUAGUUCUGACUAAUUUGAUUACAUGGUCGACCUCGAAUCCCAUCGAUGUGAAUUCAGGAAGUGCUGGGGAUGUGCUGGGAAGAUUUACACAGUGGAGGGUUGGCAACCAAAAUGUAAAGAGAUGUGACAUCUACCAUCUUCUCAUAGGGCACGGUACCUUCGGUGGGGUAGUUGGCAUGGCAUUUGUUGGCACAGUCUGCUCACCCAGUUAUGCCACUUCUAUUAGUUCAUUCAGCGAUGGGUCCACCCCAGAGUCUCAUGCUCCAAUAGUCGCUCAUGAACUUGGGCACGUCCUUGGAAUGAACCAUGAUAAUGACCGCUGCCCGAACACCUAUAUAAUGAACAGUGCAGACACAGGGACAUGUCUGCGAAACCCACCAGAUCCCAACCAGGUGCUCAGUAUACCUGUGUGCGGUAACAACGUAGUGGAGCAGGGAGAAGAGUGUGACUGCGGAUCUCCACAGGAGUGUCAGAAUCCAUGUUGCAAUGCUGCCACCUGCAGGCUGACUAGUGGAUCACAGUGUGCCCAAGGAUUAUGCUGUAACAAUUGCAAGUUCAGGGUUGGAGGAGAAGUUUGCCGAUCUUCAGCUAACAUGUGUGACCUACCCGAGCACUGCAAUGGAUCCUACGCCCUGUGUCCUGUAGACGUGUAUAUAAUGAAUGGCUACCCCUGCAACAAUUCAGCUUCUUACUGCUAUAGCGGAGUGUGUCAGAACUAUGACGAUCAGUGCAAGGCCCUGCUGGGUGCAGAUACCAAAAAAGCUGCUGACGUCUGCUUUCAACGCCUAAACAUAAAAGGAGAUCAAUACGGAAACUGUGGUUAUCAAUCGGGAAAACCCCAAGCUUGCUCAUUAGCUGACAGUCUGUGCGGUAAACUACAGUGUACAGGAAAAUUUCAGCAAAAACCAAACACCUCUGUCAUUAUUAAUGACUACGACGGGCAAGGGUGUGUUAGUGUAGACUAUAGCCUGGGCCCCGAUGUACCUGACCCUGGACUUGUCCGUCAGGGGACACCAUGUGCAGCAGGAAAGGCUUGUGUGAACUACAAAUGUCAGAAUGCCUCUGCACUUGGAUUCAGCUGCGACAUCAAAGGAAAAUGUAACGAUCAUGGGGUGUGUAAUAACAAUGGUAACUGUCACUGUAAUGAUGGCUGGGCCCCCCCGUACUGUGACCGGUCCGGCUAUGGUGGUAGCAUUGAUAGUGGCCCCACACACAUCGACACCUCCUUACGUGAUGGGCUGCUUAUAUUCUUCCUGCUGGUUCUACCGAUCCUCAUCCUCAUAGUUGUGAUUUUCAUAAAGAGAGAUGCACUUAGAAGGAGGUUUUGCCGGAAGAGAAGAAGCAGAAGUGGAAAUGAGACAAGACAAGUACAGAACACCAAUCGUAACGCUGCCACCAACAUGCCAAGAAACCAGGACAAGCCAUUUUCUGAUGUCUUCACCAUAUCACAUAACUUUCCUCAAAGACAGCCAGCAGCGGCCAGCAGACCCCAGACACCUGCCCGUCCUUCACCUGCCCGUCCUUCACCUGCCCGUCCUUCACCUGCCCGUCCUUCACCUGCCCGUCCUCCUCCACCUCGGCCGGGUGCAUUACCACAGUAUAACUGGCCACAUAAUGUCUGACAUCAAUUCACACUAAGCACUGUAAAAUACGAACUAUAUCA
Messenger RNA from Hyla sarda, 2582 nucleotides. Its product is annotated as disintegrin and metalloproteinase domain-containing protein 9-like. Gene Ontology annotation, molecular function: metalloendopeptidase activity. Lineage: Eukaryota; Metazoa; Chordata; Amphibia; Anura; Hylidae. The transcript has 25 exons. Bases 1 to 2541 code for a protein of 846 amino acids. The record is from RefSeq and is a predicted model, not a curated record. Gene Ontology annotation, biological process: proteolysis. Gene Ontology annotation, cellular component: plasma membrane.